Messenger RNA from Varanus komodoensis (Komodo dragon), 1518 nucleotides. Its product is annotated as steroid 17-alpha-hydroxylase/17,20 lyase. Gene Ontology annotation, molecular function: iron ion binding; steroid 17-alpha-monooxygenase activity; heme binding. The record is from RefSeq and is a predicted model, not a curated record. The transcript is spliced from 8 exons. The coding region runs from base 1 to 1518 and encodes 505 amino acids. NCBI's taxonomy places the organism in Eukaryota, Metazoa, Chordata, Lepidosauria, Squamata, Varanidae. Gene Ontology annotation, biological process: progesterone metabolic process; hormone biosynthetic process.
AUGAUGGCUCUCCUGAUUGCCUUGCUCCUCAUGCUAGCACUCCUAUCCCUCAGGAAGGUGGCAAAGAGAAAGCAGGAAUCCAAGCACAAGUACCCCAGGUGUCUGCCCUCCCUGCCAAUAAUUGGGAGCCUGUUGCAUUUUGUUAGGGACCCACAGCUCCACCUCUUAUUCAGCAGACUGCAACAGAAGUAUGGCAGCUUGUACUCCUUCUACAUGGGUUCUAACUAUGUAGUAAUGGUCAACAACUAUCAACAUGCCAAAGAAGUGCUGCAUAAGAAAGGAAAAAUUUUUGGCGGGAGACCUCACACGGUGACCACAGACUUGCUAACACUGAAUGGAAAGGACAUCGCCUUUGCUUCAUACAGCCCAUUAUGGAAAAUGCAGCGCAAGCUCGUGCACUCUGCACUUCACAUGUUUGGGGAGGGCACUCUGGCCCUUGAGAAAAUAAUCUGCACAGAAGCCUCUUCCUUGUGUGAAAAUCUGGCUGCUGCACAGGAUUCACCCUUGAACUUAGGAACUGAACUGACAUGUUCUGUUACAAAUGUGGUGUGUUCUCUCUGCUUUAACUCUUCCUACAAGCGUGGAGAUCCUGAGCUUGAAAAUGUUCUCAAAUACAGCAAGGGCAUUGUGGACACGACAUUCAAGCAUAGCCUGGUAGAUAUCUUCCCAUGGCUUCAGUUCUUUCCCAAUAAAGAAUUAGCCUUGCUAAAGAAGAGUUUGAAAGCAAGAGACGAGUUCCUAUAUAAGCAGUUUACAAAGCAUAAAGAAACGUUCAACAAUGAUUCUAUCAAUGACCUCAUGGAUGUACUCCUGAAAGCCAAACUGAACACGGAGAACAACAACAGCCAUCUCCUGCCUGGGCUGGAGCUGACAGAUGAUUACCUGCUCAUGACAGUGGCAGACAUCUUUGGGGCCGGUGUGGAGACCACCGCUACAGUGCUGAAGUGGAGCAUUCUCUACCUCCUACAUUACCCAGAGGUGCAGCAAAAGAUCCAUGAUGAACUAGAAAAAGUCCUUAGCUUUAACAGAUAUCCCCUACUCAAGGACCGUCAGCACUUGCCUUACUUGGAAGCUACCAUUAGUGAAGUUCUGCGUAUCCAGCCUGUCGCCCCACUCCUUAUCCCACAUGAGGCCUUGGAGGACACAAGCAUUGGGGAAUAUAUUAUUCCUAAAGGAACUCAUGUUAUAAUCAACCUGUGGUCCAUUCACCAUGAUGAAAAAGAGUGGGACAAACCAAAGGAAUUUAAUCCAGGUCGAUUCCUAGAUGAAGAUGGAAACCGAAUCUACUCUCCUUCACCCAGUUACUUCCCCUUUGGAGCUGGUAUUCGUGUUUGCUUGGGAGAAGCUCUGGCCAAGAUGGAGCUGUUUCUCUUUCUGGCUUGGACCUUGCAAAGAUUCACACUCAGUGUCCCUGAAGGCCAUGUAUUACCUGAACCAGUGGGCAAAUUUGGUGUUGUGCUCCAAGCACCAGAGUUCAAAGUGAAAGUUACACUGCGGGAAGCUUGGAAGGAAAAGUAA